AUGGACGGAACCAACAGAGGAGAAGCGGAACGGUGGCUCUACACAGCCAACAAGCUCCUCAGCGCGCGUGACCUACACGGCGCACGCUCAUUCGCCAUCAGAGCACGUGAAUCCGACCCCAGAUUCGAAGCCACCGAGCUUCUCUUAGCGGUUAUCGACACUCUCUUAGCCGGUGAAGUUCAGAUCAAAGAACAUCUCGAUUACUACGCCAUUCUUCAAACUCUUCGUUACACUCAGAACAUUGAGUACAUCGCCGUUCAGUUCCGCCGUCUCGCCGUUCUCCUCGACCCUCACCGGAAUCCGUUUGCUUUUGCAGCUCAUGCUUUUUCUCUUGUUCAUGAUGCUUGGUCCAUUUUCUCCAGCCCGCAUAAGAAAGCUUUGUAUGAUGAACAGCUUCAUUUUCUUACUCAACCACCGCCACCACAACCACAACCUAUUCAACCACCGCCACCGCCACCACAACCACAACCUAUUCAACCUUCUCCUCCUUCAGUUCAGGUCAAUCACAAUCAUGACCUCCAACAUAGGAACAACCCUAACGUGAUUGCCGAGGAACAAAACAACAACGGGCCGAGGCGUAGUCUGAGUAAUAUCGACCGGCCGACUAGGCCAUGUCAGAGCAAUGUCGACAAGCCGACUGAGCCUAAGCCCGUUGACUCAGAAGUUGGAAGCUUCUGGACGGCGUGUCCUUACUGUUAUGCAAUGUUUGAGUAUCCUAAUGUUUAUCAGGAGUGUACACUCCGGUGUCAGAAUUGUAGGAAAGGGUUUCAUGCGGUGGUGGUACGCUCUCCGCCAGAGUUGGCUGAAGACGGUAGUUUGUUUUGUAGCUUUGGGUAUAUCCCUUUAGGGUUUAGUGGGGAUUUUAAGGAUAUUAGUGGGUCAUCUUCGGAAUGGAACCCUGUUUCGACUUUGUUUCCUUGUACUAUGAAAGGUGCUUCUUCCAAGAGGGGUGCUCCGAGAGGGCCUGUUGUUUAUCAUGAUCAUGAUACAUGUGUGGCUUUCGCAGAGCUUUCUGAAGAAACUGAAGAUGAUACCGAUGAUGAUGAUUGGUGGAGAGGGGAUGAUAGCAAAGGGAGGAAGAAGGUGGUUAUGGCGAGGAGGAGGAGGAGGAGGAGGAGGAAAAGAAGAAGGGCUGUUGGAGGUAAUGGUGCUGAAACGGGGCCUGUUGAUACUGGGAGGCCCAAGAGGGGGGUUCAGAAAGGUAAUGCUGGUGGUGGUGGCGACAAUGUGGAUGAUGGUGAGGCUGUUGAUCCUGCUUCUGCGCCCGCAAAGCUGUCCAACGUUGAAGCUAGUAAGAAAGCUGCCUUGGGUGGUUCGAGGAGAAGGGGUGCUGCCAAUUUAGGUAAAUUGGACCUGAAUGUGGAGUUUAGCAAUGAGGUGGAAGAAGCUGCUGCUGCAGGAGUGAAAGAACGGAAUGUGAAUGGGACUGGAAAUCCGGAGGACAAUAUUGAAGGGAUUGGUUUUUUUGAAGGGCUUGAUGAGUUCCUUAGUAGCUUACCAAUUCUAAAUGUUGUUGCAGAUGAUAAGGUUAAGGGUCAUUAG
This is a messenger RNA of Vicia faba (fava bean), 1542 nucleotides long. NCBI's taxonomy places the organism in Eukaryota, Viridiplantae, Streptophyta, Magnoliopsida, Fabales, Fabaceae. The record is from the annotation of a GenBank genome assembly.